This is a messenger RNA of Onychostoma macrolepis, 2427 nucleotides long. RefSeq names its product odd-skipped related transciption factor 2 (gene osr2). The record is from RefSeq and is a predicted model, not a curated record. The transcript is spliced from 4 exons. NCBI's taxonomy places the organism in Eukaryota, Metazoa, Chordata, Actinopteri, Cypriniformes, Cyprinidae. The coding region runs from base 1321 to 2187 and encodes 288 amino acids. Gene Ontology annotation, biological process: regulation of transcription by RNA polymerase II; urogenital system development; embryo development. Gene Ontology annotation, molecular function: DNA-binding transcription factor activity, RNA polymerase II-specific; RNA polymerase II transcription regulatory region sequence-specific DNA binding. Gene Ontology annotation, cellular component: nucleus.
UUUAUAUUACAAACGACAUGAUUCAUAGUCCUGCGUUCAUUUUAAAUACAUUCUGAUCAGAUGAAAGAUAUUUAGGCUAUAUAAAAAUACAAAUAUAUAUAUAUUGCAAUACACUUUUUAUGCUAAAACGUUUUCGUAGCGUACAUGUUCCGUUAAUUUAGGAAAUCAAUUAAGGAAUAAUUAGAAAAUGAAUAAUGUACUGGAAUUGUUUUAGAAGCAGAAGUGAUGAACGCGACUGGAGUUGAAUUAAAGGUUUUUUCAGGUAUUAAUGUUUAACGUGAGGUUUAUCUGUUGAAUCAUGACACAUCACUAAAUAAAUCUGAAAUAAUUAGCCUAAUCAUCAGCAGCCGUUUAAUACUUCAAAGGAGGAUUAUUCAAAAAUCAUAAUGUUGUCUUUAUUUAUAUGAUCCUCUCUUCUGUGAAACACAAAUGAGUCUAUUUUGAAAAAUGUUUGGAACCAAACAACACUGACUUUUAUAUUUUCCAAACAACAACAAAAAAAAUUCAAAAUAUCUUCGUUUUGUUUCGCAGAAGAAGGAAGAAAGCCACGCAGGUCUGGAUCGAUAUGAGCAGAAGAUGAUGAGAGGUUUCAGGGUUUUGAGUGAUAUCACUUGGAGCAGUGAUUGAGAAAUGAAAGUGUUUCCUCGUGUAAUCACAGAACAAACUUCAGUGUGUGUGUGUGUGUGUGUCCGAUGCGUGUUGCCAUCAAACACAAAUAAACACAGAUGAGUGUGUGUGUGUGUGUGUGUGUGUGUGUGUGCAUGUUUUUGUAUUUUACGGGGACACAAAUGUGUAUAAUAACAUGGGUAUGACAGAGGUAUUACAAUGUAAAGGUGAUUUACGAGGACACUGUCUAUGUCCCCGUAACUCAAAAGGCUUAUAAAUCAUACAGAAUGAGUUUGAGCAUUUUUAGAUUUUCAAAAAAAAAAAAAAAAAGUCUUCUGUAAGGGGCAGGGUUGGUGUACGGCGAUAGAAAAUACAGUUUGUACAGUAUAAAAACAUUACGCCUAUGGAGAGUCCCCGUAAACCAUAAAAACCAACUUGUGUGUGUGUGUGUGUGUGUGUGUGUGUGUGUGUGUGUGUGGAGGGGCGGGUCCGUGAAGCUCCGCCGCUCGAACAAGAACAAGAACAGCGGGGUCCGGGGAUCCAGAGCAGGUCCAGAGCAGAACCGGACUCUAGCACUCCUCGCUUCUCAAGCUGACAGCUUUAGCAUGUUUGAACUGUAGUUAUGAAUUUGAGCUGAAGUUCCUCGCUCUGUGUGGAUUACAGUCGAACUGCGACCUUUGGCAUCGUGGGAUCCUGCUGGAGUUCGGUUCCGAGAUGGGCAGUAAAGCGUUACCGGCGCCGAUCCCGCUGCACCCGGCGCUGCAGCUCAACUACUCGCUCCUGCAGACGCUCAACGCGUUCCCCGCCGCCGCGGAUCAUCUGUACGGCCUGAGCUCGCUCCAAACCGUGCAGAUGAACCACUGGACCCUGGGCUACCCGCCGGUUCAGGGCCUCGUGGACCCGCGCUUCGCCUUCUCCGCAGCUCUGCCGUUCGCCGCGCAUCUCUUCCACCCCAAACACGGAUCCGCGACGCGCGUCGUCCCCGCGCUGCACAAAGACAGACCCAGGUUUGACUUCGCGAACCUCGCGGCGGCAGCCACGCAGGAGGAUCCGCCCAAAGCGGGCGAGCUGGGCAAGCUGAGCGCGGAGCUGGGCAAACUCUCCCCGGAGCGCAAGCCGGCGCGCGGCAGACUCCCGUCCAAAAGCAAAAAGGAAUUUAUUUGUAAGUUUUGCGGGAGACACUUCACCAAAUCCUACAAUCUACUGAUCCACGAGCGCACGCACACCGACGAGCGGCCUUACACCUGCGACAUCUGCCACAAAGCCUUCAGGAGACAAGACCACCUGCGAGACCACAGAUAUAUUCACUCCAAGGAGAAACCGUUCAAAUGUCAGGAGUGCGGCAAGGGCUUUUGUCAGUCGCGAACUCUGGCGGUGCAUAAAACGUUGCACUUGCAGGAAUCUCCUCACAAAUGCCCCACAUGCGGAAGAACCUUUAAUCAAAGAAGUAACCUGAAAACUCACCUUCUCACCCAUACAGACCUCAAGCCUUUCUCCUGCGGCCGCUGCGGGAAGGUGUUUCGGCGCAACUGUGACCUGCGACGCCACAGUUUGACACACAGCCCUCAGCAGGACUACUAGCUAGUGAACUAACGAGUGCGCGCACGCACGCACGCACGGACUCGCGUGCACCUAAACAGACUCUGUGAACUCAUGUAAAUAAAGUUUUUAUCGUUAUUUUUAUCAUCACCUGCAUCUGAACUGCGUGUUUGGAACCGGGAGAAUUCAUUGUGUAAAUAAAGCGCUCACAGGAUUAAUACAAUCAUGUGUUUCAGUCAAAGACAAUAAAAUGUGAGUGAGAAGAGACGGACACAAUUCUGC